AAAAUUAGAACCAGAACAUGGUCCACAUUGGACAUUGGACAUUGGGCCUUGCUGCUUGGCUGGUCUAAUCAAGCCGGUAGUGGCAGGUCACCACAUGGGGUCGUCUGGCGGGUUGUGCACGAUGUGUCUGCAUGGCUGAAAAAAUUGCCGCAUCUGCAACUGCAACUGCUACAAUAAUCGUCAGUUCCCAGAUCCAUGGACACCUCCACUCUCCUCAUCGCUCUCACGCUCGUCCUCCUCCUGCUGCUGCUGACCGCACGACGCCGGCGAAGCGGGAGGCUGCGGCUGCGGCUGCCGCCGGAGCCACCGGGCCUCCCGCUCGUCGGCCACCUGCACCUCUUCAGGAAGCCGCUCCACCGCACCCUGGCGCGCCUCGCCGCCCGCCACGGCGCCGUGUUCCGCCUCCGCCUGGGAUCCCGCCGCGUCGCCGUCGUCGUGUCGUCCGCGCCCGCCGCCGAGGAGUGCCUCGGCGCGCACGACGUCGCGUUCGCCGGCCGCCCCCGCCUGCCGUCGGCCGGGAUCCUGUCCUACGGCUGGUCCACCAUGGGCACCGCCGCCUACGGGCCCUACUGGCGCCACGUCCGCCGCGUCGCCGUCGCCGAGAUCCUCUCCGCGCACCGGGUGCGGCAGUUCGCCGGCGCCCACGCCCGCGAGGCGCGCGCCACGGCGCGACGCCUCUGCCGCGCGGCGUCGCGCCAGCGCCACGGCGCCGGGGCGGCUGCAGGGCGCGUGCGGGUGGAGCUCAAGUCGCGGCUGUUCGAGCUGCUCAUGAACACCAUGAUGGCCAUGAUCUGCGACAAGACCUACUACGGCGCCGACGACGACGGCGAGGUGAGCGAGGAGGCGAGGUGGUUCAGGGAGAUGGUGGAGGAGACGAUGGCGCUGAGCGGGGCGUCGACGGUGUGGGACUUCCUGCCGGCGGCGCUGCGGUGGGUGGACGUGGGAGGGGUGGGGCGGCGGCUGUGGCGGCUGCGCGAGAGCCGGACGAGGUUCCUGCAGGGGCUGAUCGACGACCAGAGGAAGGAGAUGGAGCACGACGGCGACGGGCGUGAGCUGCCGGCGGCGGCGGCGAGGCCGAGGAGCAUGAUCGGCGUGCUGCUGUCGGUGCAGAGGCAGGACCCCGAGGAGUGCCCCGACCAGCUCAUCAGCUCCUUGUGCAUAAGUUCGCUUGAAGCCGGAACGGGUACCUCAACCGAUACAAUUGAGUGGGCAAUGUCUCUGCUACUAAACAAUCCCGAUGUGAUGAGAAAAGCUCGUGAUGAAAUCGAUGCAUUCAUCGGGCAGCCAGUACGAUUACUAGAGGCAGAUGACCUCCCGAAGCUACAAUACCUUCGAUGCAUCAUCAUGGAGACGCUUCGCCUAUACCCACCGGCGCCACUUCUUGUCCCUCAUGAAUCAUCCUCUGAUUGCACUGUUGCUGGUUUCCAUAUUCCACGGGGGACAAUGCUUCUUGUGAACACAUUUGAUAUUCACAGGGAUCCUCAUAUAUGGGAUGAACCAACAAGCUUCAUCCCAGAAAGAUUUGAGGAUGGGCGAAGUGAAGGAAAGAUGGCAAUCCCAUUUGGCAUGGGGAGACGCAAAUGCCCUGCAGAGAACUUGGGCAUGCAAAUGGUAGGCCUUGGCCUUGGGACAAUGAUUCAGUGCUUUGAGUGGGAAAGAGUUGGAGAGGAGCUGGUGGACAUGACUGAAGGAUCUGGCCUUACCAUGCCCAAGAAGGUGCCUUUGGAGGCCUUCUAUCAACCUCGUGCUUCAGUGAUGCAUCUUCUUUCUUAGGCUUUGUUAGUUAUAGCGCAAUAUCGAAAUGUGUUGUGAUCGUUGAUCCAACUGGCAUGAUAAGGUAUUGCUUCACAAAUGAUAGGAUUGUUUUUGUUACAAACAAGAAUGAAAGUAAGUCCAUCUCUUCGUCUCAAAAGCCAUAAAUAAGAACACUCUUGUGGUGGACUA
Molecule: messenger RNA, 1944 nt
Organism: Oryza sativa Japonica Group (Japanese rice)
Lineage: Eukaryota; Viridiplantae; Streptophyta; Magnoliopsida; Poales; Poaceae
Product: cytochrome P450 81Q32
Molecular function (GO): iron ion binding; monooxygenase activity; heme binding
Source: RefSeq, a predicted model, not a curated record